This is a messenger RNA of Danio rerio (zebrafish), 3021 nucleotides long. RefSeq names its product inhibin subunit beta B (gene inhbb). Gene Ontology annotation, cellular component: extracellular region. The record is from RefSeq and is marked validated. Gene Ontology annotation, biological process: signal transduction. NCBI's taxonomy places the organism in Eukaryota, Metazoa, Chordata, Actinopteri, Cypriniformes, Danionidae. Gene Ontology annotation, molecular function: growth factor activity.
GACAACAUCCCUCCUGAGGCUGAAGAAACGCGCAAGAACUCGCAACACUACAUUACUAAAAGAAGAGGAGCACGAAACAACUCGAAUUCGGUGGACAGACAAACGGUGAAUCGUUCUCUUCAAGCAAGAUUUUGUUUUUGACCACACUGAAUUUUAAAGGAAUAGCAAUCGGUUUGUUUUGACUCUUCACACAUCAGUUAGUCCUGUACCUUGAUGAUGAGGAGACAUUUUCGCGCUUUUUAACUCGAGGACUGACAUUUUCGCGACAAGAUUUCGCUAUUAUCAAUGCGUUUACCGGACGAUACUAUGAACUCUUUCUAUGAACGUCUCACAAAAAUGACCGCGAGCCUAAUAAUGAACGGACAUCUGUCAAAGGAGGUUGCUGGAAGUACAACUCAGUCCUGUUUAUAGUUUAUUUUAACUGUAGGAGUUCAUGAACUGAUUUGUUUGUUGUAUGGACACGAUAUUUAUGAAAAUGAGCGUUUCCAUCCUCUCUGUAACCUGUUUGAUGGCUUGCCUGCUCUCGGUUCAGUGUAGUAGUCUGGGAGCGGAGACCGGCUCCCAGGAGUCUCAGUGUGUGUCUUGUGGACUCGGGCAUCAGGAAGAUUCGGGGAGAAUGGACACAGACUUUCUGGAAGCGGUUAAAAGGCACAUAUUGAACCGACUGCAGAUGAGAGAGAGACCAAAUAUCACUCAUCCCAUUCCCAAAGCCGCCAUGGUAACGGCGCUGCGCAAACUUCACGCGGGUAAAGUUAGGGAGGACGGCAGGGUUGAGAUCCCCAACUUAGAUGGACACGCUGCCCACAACGAGGUGCAAGAAGAAACGUCGGAAAUCAUCAGUUUUGCCGAAUCAGAUGAUGUAACUCCAUCCAAGUCCAGCCUCUACUUUCUGAUCUCCAACGAGGGGAAUCAGAACCUCUACGUGUUGCAGGCAAAUCUGUGGCUGUAUUUUAAGCUGAUGCCAGGUACUCUGGAGAAGGGCCUGCGGCGAAAGGUGACAGUGAGGGUGCACUCCUAUGAGCCUGGUGGGCAGAACGUGCACUGGCCCAUGAUGGAGAAACGUGUUGAAUUGAAACGUAGCGGCUGGCACACCUUCCCUGUGUCUGAGGCCAUACGGGAAAUGUUGGCUAAAGGAGGUCGCCGACAAGACCUCGACAUCCACUGCGAGGGUUGCGAGGCCGCCAAUGUUCUGCCCAUCUUGGUGGACCCAAGUGACCCCUCUCACCGACCCUUCCUGGUAGUCCGGGCACAGCAGGCAGAUGGAAAACACCGCAUCCGAAAGCGAGGCUUGGAGUGUGACGGCAACAACGGAGGUUUGUGCUGCCGACAGCAGUUUUACAUCGACUUCCGGCUCAUUGGGUGGAACGACUGGAUCAUUGCGCCAGCAGGGUACUAUGGGAACUACUGUGAGGGCAGCUGCCCUGCUUAUAUGGCAGGUGUUCCAGGCUCUGCCUCGUCAUUUCACACAGCAGUGGUCAACCAGUACCGCAUGAGAGGCAUGAGUCCCGGAUCUGUUAACUCCUGCUGCAUACCCACUAAACUCAGCACCAUGUCAAUGCUCUACUUCGAUGACGAGUACAACAUCGUCAAACGUGACGUGCCUAACAUGAUCGUGGAGGAGUGCGGCUGUGCCUGAACAAAAUCCAUGUUAGGACAGCAGUGACAGUCAUAUUUAUGGUCUUUCUGAACCACAUGCAUAUAGAUUGCGUUAAUAUUUGUGCACUCACAAAGUACAAUCACACACGUCUGUAUGUGUGUGUGUGUGUGUGCAUCAAGCAGUAGAUCAUCAGACAGGUGGAUAUAAAGGCUAGGGAUGAUAAGGGAAAGGAAACACCAAAUGGUUGAACUCUAGUUUGCCAUUUCUAGACUUAAAAAAAAUGGCUCAAACUUUCUAACAGCGAACUGGUGUCAUGCUUUGACAUGAGUACUUAGAGACUGUUGUACAAGCACUGACAUAUCUCAAUGUCCCUCCUACUUCAGAACACCAGCACUUCCAACAGCUCAUAUAAGGCAAUAUGACAAAUCAUUCCAGCUGAUGUAGAGAUUUCUAAAUCAGUGCGCAUCAUCCCAGUCCUUCUCAGAGGCUUUCCCACAGCAAUGACUCCAGCUGUCUGCGCUAUUGUCAAAUAAAUAGUGAGGCUUCAACCCAGACUGCAAGCACCUUUGGCCAAGAUCAUCUUGAAACUAAAACCACUUCCAUCGUUCCACUUAACUUAACUGUGGCUGACUGCAUAACAAGAUCUUGAGGUCUAACCGGUACAGCGCAAAGUUCACCUGCACACUUCAGUGGCUGACAAACGCUUGCAGCGAUGUGCGUUCCACAGAGCCUCUUUUACUCUGUCCAGCUGGUUUACAGGGAGUACAGCACUUGCGAAAACUCUCGAAAUGCACAAUUUAAAGCACUUGCAUAUUGCAAAGCCUUCAAAAGGGUACAACGAGGUGGACCUACCCUUGCCCAUAGUCCUUUUAAUAUAAAGUGCCGCACGAACUAUGCAAUGUAUAGUAAUCCUGAACAAUGUCAAACAAACUGAAAUCUUCUUUCUGCUUGUCUUUAACUCUGUAUCAAUACUUGAAAUGUGAUCUUUCGCUUGCUUUCCAAAGCGGAUGAUUGUUACGAUGUUUGCACUGAAAAGUUGCGGGAUUAGUUAAAAGACAAAAAAAUAAAUCUGCCAUUGAAAAUGUUAUUUUUGUAGUAAAACUGAAUAUUUGUAAACAACAAAAAAAAAAUUAAUUGUACCAAAGAGGCCAAUAUUUUAGCUAUUGUAAUAAGGUGGCAAGGCCAUUCCAAUAUUUGUAAAAUAAUUGUUGAUCCUUCUCAAGAGGCCUAAUAAUCAGGGUACAACAUAAUGGAUUCCAUUUAUAGCUCUGUCUAAUUUUUGUAUGCCAUGUACAGAAAACCGAUGAAACACAAUCUUUUCCUUGUCUUUAAUUUUCCAGUCUUCUAUUUAAUAAAAGUUAUUUCUUAGCUGUUGUCAUUUAGUUCAACGGAUGUCAUCUCUGUACAGAUUAUGUAAAAUAAAA